Messenger RNA from Brassica oleracea var. oleracea, 1263 nucleotides. Its product is annotated as bidirectional sugar transporter SWEET15-like. Gene Ontology annotation, molecular function: sugar transmembrane transporter activity. Gene Ontology annotation, cellular component: membrane. The transcript has 6 exons. Gene Ontology annotation, biological process: carbohydrate transport. The record is from RefSeq and is a predicted model, not a curated record. The coding region runs from base 196 to 1044 and encodes 282 amino acids. Lineage: Eukaryota; Viridiplantae; Streptophyta; Magnoliopsida; Brassicales; Brassicaceae.
UCCACCAUGAAAUAAGAAGAACAGAGAGAGAGAGAGAGAGGGGGAGAGCGAGAGCUUUAGAGUUUCAAAAACUGAGAUCCUUUAGAAAUCUCCGUACGGGAAAAGCUUCAUCUCGAUCUUUAUAGAAAAUGGGCGUCAUGGUCAAUCAUCACUUGCUCGCUAUCAUCUUCGGCAUCUUAGUUUUUUCCUAAUGAAAUGGCAGGAAACGCAAUAUCCUUCCUUGUAUUCCUCGCUCCCGUGCCGACGUUUUAUAGAAUAUACAAGAACAAAUCGACUGAAAGUUUCCAGUCUCUACCGUACCAAGUGUCACUAUUUAGCUGCAUGUUAUGGCUCUAUUACGCAUUGACUAAGCAAGAUGCUUUUCUCCUAAUUACCAUCAACUCUUUCGGCUGCGUUGUGGAGACUAUCUACAUUGCCAUGUUCUUCACUUACGCUACCAAGGAGAAAAAGAUGGCGGCUAUUAAGUUGUUCUUGACGAUGAAUGUUGCUUUCUUCUCGUUGAUUAUAAUGGUUACACAUUUUGCGGUUAAAAGCCCUAGCCUCCAAGUCUCUGUCAUCGGCUGGAUUUGCGUUGCUAUAUCUGUUUCUGUUUUCGCUGCCCCUCUAAUGAUCGUGGCUCGUGUGAUAAAGACCAAGAGUGUGGAGUUCAUGCCCUUCACGCUUUCUUUCUUCCUCACUAUAAGCGCUGUUAUGUGGUUCGCAUAUGGCGCAUUCCUCCACGACAUAUGCAUUGCUAUUCCAAACGUGGUGGGAUUCAUACUAGGGUUGGUACAAAUGGUUUUGUACGGAGUUUACAGAAACUCAGGAGAUAAAUUAGAUAUUGGGAAAAAGAAAAACAGUUCAUCAGAACAACUUAAGACUAUUGUUGUGAUGAGUCCGUUAGGUUUGUCGGAAAUGCACCCAGUUGACGUCACGGUGACCGAACCGGUGAUUCCACUCUCUUACACUGUUCAUCAUGAAGAUCCAUCCAAAAUUACUAAAGAGGAGGAGCCGUCAACUGAAGCCCGACAAGGCCAUGUGGAGACUGCCCCGUCUCGAAUUUGAAGUGUCGUCAAGAUAUUUCACCAAGCAAACACAUAUCUAUCUCACUCACACACUCUCUCUUUCUUCUUACUCUUGGCUCGUCGGCCGGCUAAAAUUAUCUAUUGUUUCGUAUCUUAUAUAUUGUUAUUGAUGUGUGCUUGCAUAAAGUUUUGUGUUUAAGUAAAGUGAAAAUGUGUUCCAAAAAAAUAAAAAAAUAAAGUGAAUAUAUUAUCUUCGCAA